UUGUGUAACUACUAUGUUACGCCAUUACACCAUUAGCAACCUUAAUGUUUGCUUCCACUCCUACUGAGAUGAAAGAAGUACUAAAGCGAUGUGCCUGUUUUUCUUUUUCUCUUCACUAGACUUGAAUGCAGCACAAAAGCGAGCGAGGGAGUGAGGGGGAGAGAGAGCACACAGCAACAGUGCAGGCGAGCCCCACUGAACAGCAGCGUAUCCUCUUUCAUACACACACACACACACACACACACUGUACGCUCCACAUCCCACACACAAAUGCCUGAGCGCUCAUACACAUGCAGCCCAACAACCGCUACCACCUCGACACUACGACUGCACUGGCUUCAUUCUGAGCUCGGCGAUCCUGCUACCCGCUUACCACACAAGAGAGCAGAGAAGAGACAUCAUCUAAAAGACUACAUAUCACCCAUGGAGGCGCGCGGCAGGGGGAGGGCAGGUGAGUGAACGCUGCCCGCUACAGCUGCUGCUACGGCUGCCUGUGUCACUGCUAUCAAGAGAGAGAGGGGAAAGAAGGAGGAUCAGCUUUUCGGGAGGAUAUAACCGUAUGUGAGACCGAGCCAAGCCGACAGUGAGCGGAGCACCACUGGGCAGAUGUGGAAGAGACAACAACCAAGUUCACAUUGUGGGUGUGUGACCCGCUAAUUUGACCCCAGCACAGAGCAUAACUGUCAGCUGACGGAGGGCCAUGGCGGGGUGCCUGAGCCAGGAUGUUUGCUGGACACUGGCAAUGCUCUUCAUCCUAGUAAUGAUUGUUGUGUCACCCAUCCUAGGCCAAGGAUGUCCCCAGCGAUGUGAGUGUGUCUCAAGGCUCAAGACCGUGUCUUGUAAUAAUAAAAGACUGACUGCACUCCCUGAGGCCAUACCCUCAGACACAAGGGUCUUGGACCUGAGUAGUAAUAAACUUCGCUGGGUUGAACACGGGGACCUGCUCACAUAUCCUCACCUUGAAAAGUUGGACCUAAGUGACAACAUGAUUAGUGUGCUUGAACCCAAUGCAUUUUCAAGUCUUCAGAAUCUGCAGUCUCUCUCUCUCCGGGGAAACCAAUUGAAACUGGUACCCAUGGGAGCUUUCUCGCGUCUUACCAACUUAACUUCAUUGGACCUAAGUGGAAAUAAAAUUGUAAUUCUGUUAGACUUUACUUUCCAAGACCUAAAAAGUCUGAAAAAUCUUGAAGUUGGGGACAAUGAUCUUGUUUAUAUUGCAAACAAAGCUUUUCUGGGUCUUGUAGGCCUUAGAGAGCUGACCAUUGAAAGAUGUAAUCUGACCUCUGUGUCAAGCCAGUCUUUGUCUUACCUUCAUAAUCUUGUGACUUUACGGCUUCGCUACCUCAGUAUCUCUGCCUUAGAAGAUCAGAACUUUCGUAAACUGGGUAAUUUGAGGGGCUUGGAGAUCGACCACUGGCCCUUUUUAGAGUACAUCUCCCCUCACAGUCUGCAGGGUCUUAAUUUGUCCUGGCUGUCUAUUACACACACCAACAUCACCUCUGUGCCCACCUCUGCCCUGCGCAGUCUAUCCCACCUCACUACUCUCAACCUCUCGUAUAACCCCAUCUCUGUACUGGAGUCCUGGGCCCUGCGAGACCUCGUCAGACUGAAGGAGCUUCAUUUAGUGAGCACUAACCUUAUGACAGUUCAGCCCUACGCGCUGGGAGGGCUCAGACAAAUCCGCCUCCUAAACUUCUCCACUAACAGCCUAGUAACACUGGAGGAGGGGGCCUUCCAGUCCGUCAACACCCUGGAGACAGUACGUUUGGACGGGAACCCUUUAGCCUGUGACUGCCGCUUACUGUGGAUCCUCCAGCGCAGGAAGACACUAAACUUUGACAGAGCUCCCCCAGUGUGCACAACACCUGUGGAGGUGCAAGGCAGGGCUCUUUCCGCUUUCUCAGACUCUGCUCUUUUUGAACAUUUUACUUGUCAAAAGCCCAAAAUCCGUAACAGGAAACUGCAGCAGAUAUCUGCCCGCGAGGGACAGGUGGUGUCCUUCAUUUGCAGAGCAGAAGGUGAACCAACGCCUGUUAUUUUCUGGAUCUCUCCCCAACGCCGCCGCAUAACCACAAAGAGUACAGGUCGUCUCACUGUCUUACCGGAAGGUACAUUGGAAAUACGCUAUGCUCAAGUCACAGACAGUGGGACGUAUAUCUGUAUAGCCAGUAACGCAGGUGGAAAUGACACUUACUUUGCCACUCUUACAGUGAGUGGGUUGCCUCUCGAUGCAGCACUUAUGGCAAACCGUACCUAUUACACUGGGGACCUGAAUGACACAAAUCUAAAUGACACUAAGGUCUUUUUAAAGUUUACUCUGGAUUUAAAGACCAUCCUCAUAUCCACGGCCAUGGGCUGCAUCAUGUUCCUAGGAGUGGUCCUGUUCUGUUUCAUUUUACUGUUUGUGUGGAGCCGAGGCAGAGGGCAGCACAAAAACAACUUUUCUGUGGAGUAUUCCUUUAGAAAGGUGGAUGGACCUGCAGCCAGCGGAGGACAGGGUGGGGCACGAAAGUUUAACAUGAAGAUGAUAUAAACUGACUUUUUUUUUUACAAAACAUGUUUACAAGCCUUGUAAUGCUACAGAUAUAAAAAACAAAAAACAAAAACAAAACAAAAAAAACUUUAGAAGAACUUUUUUAUCUAAUGACUUUUUACAUUAUGUUUUAGCAUUGCAUACUUUUAUGGUCACUUGCGCCGAAUGGGACUCAAAUUAUUGUAUAGACCAAACAACAAUAUGUAUAAACAUAUAUUUACUGAUAUAUUGAACGAUUAUAGGCCGUUUGCCAACUAAACAUGAAAAAUAACUAAGCUUUUGCUAUCUUUCCUUCUCUGAGUUGCCAUCAUAGUUCUUUUAAAAUUUCCAAAUUAAUUAUUGUAUUAUCAACCGUGUUGGUGCUUCAUAAAUGCCAAGGACUUGCCAAUGUUUAUCUGAAAGUAUAGGCCUCUAUUAUAUCUUACAAUGGUUACAUUCAGGAUUUCAGUACCCUGGUAAUUUGAUAAGUAACAAAAGGCUGUUGUCUAACACUGCCAAGAUUAGCCCAAAGCACCACUCGAAUGAGCUAGAGUAAGGGAACAAUAGCCACAUGCACAGUAUAGACUACCAUUAAAUAACAUAGAGGACAUUGUUAAAAUCUUUAUAUUGUAUAAUCUGUAAUACUCCUUAUUCAAUGCUCAUACUUGUAAAUGUUGGUUGUAUUUAAACUUCUCUCAUGUUAAAUAUGUUAAAUUGUACAGGUAGAACAUCUGUAAAGAUGUAAAAUAUUAUUUUGUAAUUGUUGAAAAUUGCACAUUUGUGGUUGUUUUUAAAUUGUGUUGAGUAAUCUGAUUGAACAAAAUCUCUCGUUAAAUCUGCCUUUUCCAAUCCAUUGCCAUGAUUCCCAGAGCAUUUACCCUUUCACACUUUGGUUUAUCAGAAAGAUAUUGCGCUGAGACAUGCCUGCUCCCAGAGUGCUCACAUCACAUCAUGAGGGGCAUAUAUGUCAGAUCUCAGACUAUUUUGGGGUGUACAGGACAGUGCCACUGCAUUCCACAUUAUGAACAAUCAAAUAUCAGAUUUUUGGUUGAUUUAUUCAGUUGAGGGUAAGAAGUUAAGAUCAUUCUUACCCAGUCUCCAAUAGGAAAUGCAGCAAUGUUACUCUUUCUUCCUUUAGGCUAUAUGUUGUAUAAUUAAAAUUUGAUUAUAUUUUUCUUUCACGACAUUGUUUCAACAAUAAAUGAUAGCGUGUGUUUAUGAUAAAAUAUAAUUUUUUCAUCUGUUGACACCUCAUUUUAGUGGUCCUAGGGCUAGCACAGGCAGUUAGAUGCUGUUACACUGCCCCCCAAUGGUUGAAAACAAAAUUGCCCAAGGUGGAGCACACAGCACAGUAGUGUAAAUUAGGCACACUGCUAUUAGCUCAACAUAAUGCACAAACGACAUAUUUCUAAGAGAAAACAUUUAUGUACAGGCUGCAUUUAUCAUCUCAGUGUUAACAUGACUGAUGAAACUAUGAUUCAUGUUGUAAUAUAUGAAGCAUUGUGUCUGCAGAUUGUGCUAGACUGUUUUGUAUUGUUUUAUAAAAUGAAGCAAACUAUUUAUAAAGCAUGCUAUUCAGAUCAGAUAUGAUGAUGUCUACUGUUGCCUUUUUUGCUGCAGUCAUCUCUGUUUUUCACUUUGUUUUUGGUUAAAUGUUGAAAGUUGAUUUUUGACAUUGUGUACACCCGUGACCCCUCACUGUGAUAUUUCUGUUUCAUUUGAAAUAGUUUUAAAAUUAAAUCACCGCAUGGAUAUGCGA
This is a messenger RNA of Boleophthalmus pectinirostris (great blue-spotted mudskipper), 4271 nucleotides long. It is a transcript of the gene lingo3a, whose product is annotated as leucine rich repeat and Ig domain containing 3a. NCBI's taxonomy places the organism in Eukaryota, Metazoa, Chordata, Actinopteri, Gobiiformes, Gobiidae. The transcript is spliced from 2 exons. The coding region runs from base 701 to 2533 and encodes 610 amino acids. Gene Ontology annotation, molecular function: protein binding. Gene Ontology annotation, cellular component: plasma membrane. The record is from RefSeq and is a predicted model, not a curated record.